AGGCAAAGUUUAGAAAGGGAAAGAAAUCAUAUUGAUUCCCUUCAAAUUCAGGUGAACUCGGGGUCAAGGUUGCUGAAGCAGAAAGAGGCUAAACUGCUGGAGAUGGAAGACUUAGCUAAAGAGGUAAAUCAACAAUGCUUUAGAAAGUGCAUUUAGCAAAAAGAUGCAUUUAGCCAUGUUUACAUUGACAUAAGCUCACCAUGACCAUAUUUGAGAUGAGAGUUAUGAAAUAAACAAAAUCCUGCUGAUGAAUGAAUGACUAAUAUAACAGAAAGCUGGAACUCAUUUUCUCCAAGGAGUUUGGUAAUUUUUUCAUUUAUAGAAAUGAAUUGAAAUUCAAAAUGAGUUCUCUGUCAUCUAAUUCAGAAAAUGACAGUGUCAAAAACAAUAAGCUUUGCACGUAAACAAUUUUAAUUAAAAAAAAGAAAACCUAGUCAAGCAUGAAAAUUCUAGACUCAUUUUAAAGAGGUAGCACUAAAGAAACUAGUCUGACAACUCAUCUUAAAGAGAUAACACUAAAGAAACUAGUCUGACAAAUUUUUUUUCUUAUUCAGCAUGAGAAUGAAGAGGAAUCAGAGUUUUCUCCCUUUGCUGGACCAUGGCAAAGAGUCAAGAUCCCUAACCUUGACCUUAGUGAUGAUGACAGCAGUGGUAUUAGCAGC
Messenger RNA from Lymnaea stagnalis (great pond snail), 662 nucleotides. NCBI's taxonomy places the organism in Eukaryota, Metazoa, Mollusca, Gastropoda, Lymnaeidae. The record is from the annotation of a GenBank genome assembly.